AUGGUAGAAAUUUUAGAUCUUUCAAAUAAUAGGUUAAGUGGUAUAAUUCCAGAGUGCAUGGGAAAUUUUAGCAGUCUUCGUGUGUUGGAUUUGCGGAAGAAUAGGUUUUAUGGCUCCAUUCCUGGAACAUUUGCAGAGGGAAAUCAUUACAUUCUGGAUCUUGGAAACAAGAAGAUAAAUGAUACAUUCCCAUAUUGGUUGGGAAAUCUUCUAGAGCUACGAGUUUUGGUUCUUUGUUCCAAUAAGUUUUAUGGUUCUAUACGGGAUUGUUCCAAGACAAACAAGUGUUUUCCAAAGUUGAGAAUCUUUGAUCUCUCAAACAACAGCUUCAGCAAUUUUUUGCCUACUCUGUAUUUCAAAAACCUUGAAGCCAUGAUGGAUGUCGGUGAAGAUGAAAGGGAAUUGGAAUAUAUGGGUGAAGAUUAUUAUCAAGAUUCUGUUAUCUUGACAUGGAAAGGGCAUGAAAUUCAACUAGGGAGAGUUAUCACUACUUGCACCACCAUUGAUUUUUCAAACAAUUACUUCCAUGGAGAGAUUCCGAGAGUGAUUGGAAACCUUCAUGCACUUCGUCUUCUCAAUCUUUCUCAUAACAAUCUAUCAGGUUGUAUCCCAUCUUCGCUUGGAAAUUCGAUUGCUCUUGAAUCCUUAGACCUCUCUUCAAAUAAGCUUACUGGGAAAAUUCCAUGGCAGUUGGCAAAUUUAAGUUUUCUUCAAGUUCUAAAUUUGUCUCAAAACCAUCUUAGCGAACCCAUACCUCAAGACAACCACUUGGAUACCUUCUCAAACAAUUCAUAUGAUGGGAAUUUAGAAUUGUGUGGAUUUCCUUUGUCACAAAAAUGUGGUACUUACAGUGAGACACCACAACCACCCUCAACGUUAGAAGAUGAUGCAGAGUCUUCAAGUGGAUUCGGUUGGAAAGUGGUGUUGAUAUGGAAAGCCUUAGUGGGUUAUAAGGAUAGUUGA
Pistacia vera is the source of this 963-nucleotide messenger RNA. Its product is annotated as receptor-like protein 33. The record is from RefSeq and is a predicted model, not a curated record. NCBI's taxonomy places the organism in Eukaryota, Viridiplantae, Streptophyta, Magnoliopsida, Sapindales, Anacardiaceae. Gene Ontology annotation, molecular function: protein binding. The transcript is spliced from 3 exons. Bases 1 to 963 code for a protein of 320 amino acids.